Molecule: messenger RNA, 1081 nt
Organism: Dermatophagoides farinae (American house dust mite)
Lineage: Eukaryota; Metazoa; Arthropoda; Arachnida; Sarcoptiformes; Pyroglyphidae
Source: RefSeq, a predicted model, not a curated record
AAAGACAACGACAACGAAAUGACGACGAAUGAAAAUCGAAAAUUAAAAAAAUGGCAAAAUUUCAUUUGGAUCAUACCGAUAAUCAAUGGUCUGAUGUGGCCAUUAAAUAUUCUGAUUGGUUAUUUCAUUGGUAUUGGUUAUGAUUUGAUUGAUCCAUCGAUACCACCACCAUAUGUUUCCGAUAUAGCUAGUAUCGGUCGAUUAUUUGCUGGAUAUUUUUCAUUCAUUGGUCAUAUUUUAAUCAUUUUAUUCAUCAUUACCAUCAUUUAUCGUUAUCGACAAUUGAAAUACUAUUUUAAUAUGGCUAUGACAAAAGAAACAAAUAUGAAUAGUGAAUCACAACAGACGAUACAAAAAUUACAGCAAAGAAAUCAUCAAGCAUUGAUUGUAGCAAUUUUGGCCACCAUCGGUACAUUGAUUUGGAUUAAUUUCCGUUCAAAUCAACAAUUUAUCAUUCAUUCAAUUGGUAUUUGUUGGAUGUAUUUGGCGACAUCUAUAUACAUGUUUCUUAUGUGUUUUUUAUGUAAAAAAUUAUACGAUUAUGGCCAAGUUGAAUCCAAACCGAUAACAAUGUUUAUAUCGACAAUUCUGUAUGUAAUUUCUUCAUGGACAAGUGUUGUUUUUUUCAUCAUUUCUGCCAAACAAUUACCAAAAUUUAAACAUAUCCUUCAUCAACAUUUACGUUUAUAUUGGCCACAUUAUAUUGAUGGCUAUUUGUGGCAUAUAUUGGCCAAUAUUUGUUCAUGGAUUAUGAUCUUUGCUUAUACGAUAUUCAUAUGGUCCAUUGGUCAACGGAUGAGGCGAUUUAUUCGAUUACAAAAUGAUUAAUUGAUUGAUCAUAGGUGAUUGAAUAAUUUAUAAAAGAAUAAUAUUCCUUGAAUAUAGCCAACGGUCAACUGUGGAUUAAACAAAAUUUUGAAAAACUCGAUUAUAAUAAUUCAAUGCACUUACCAAUACAAAUGAUUGCAUCGAUACUAAACUAAUUGAUCCAUAUGUAAAACCAUAUGGUCUUAUUUGCGUAUACAUUGUCUGCAGGUAACAAUUACAAUUCCAAUUAAAAUAAAAUGAAUUUGGUUGAUGA